Molecule: messenger RNA, 3810 nt
Organism: Talaromyces proteolyticus
Lineage: Eukaryota; Fungi; Ascomycota; Eurotiomycetes; Eurotiales; Trichocomaceae
Product: putative phospholipid-translocating P-type ATPase
Exons: 2
Coding region: 1-3810 (1269 amino acids)
Biological process (GO): retrograde vesicle-mediated transport, Golgi to endoplasmic reticulum; phospholipid translocation; endocytosis
Cellular component (GO): endosome; plasma membrane; trans-Golgi network
Molecular function (GO): ATP hydrolysis activity; magnesium ion binding; ATP binding
Source: RefSeq, a predicted model, not a curated record
AUGUCGUUGUCCACAGAAUACCUCCCUGAUUUCGAUCAUUCGGACACUACCAGCGAUGAUGAUCUAGACCUGGAAGAACUCGACCCGGAGUCGGUGGGAACCCAUAACACGCUUCGAAGCUCACGAGACUACAGCAGCCGACCGAGAGAAUAUGGAGCUCGUAUAGCAUUACGGAAUCUAAGAACAGGCGGUAGAAAUCUCAAAUGGAGUCGGGACGCAUCUCGGCGCCGUAAGCAUUCUGAAGAAGACGACCUCCACGGUCUUCUCGAGGACCACGAUGGCGCAGCUCUGAGUCCAAACACGGACGAUUCUCCUCUGUUAAUAGGGCAACGAAGAAGGAGCCAUGCAUCUUUAGACGACCGUCGCUCGAACAAACUAAGGCUUCCCAGUUUUCUAUCUACAAUUGCUGGUCCACCUUCAACAAAUAAUUCUUCAAACACUGGACCAGCUCGAGAGGUCUUGGUGGGCCAGCAGCAGCAGAUGAAGUAUCCUGCUAAUGCAGUGUCAAACGCCAAAUAUACUCCAUGGAGUUUCCUUCCUCGCACCUUAUACAACGAGUUCUCCUUUUUCUUCAACCUGUACUUCCUUCUUGUUGCGCUUUCACAAAUAAUACCCGUGUUACGCAUUGGAUACAUGUCCUCGUACAUUGCACCACUCGUUUUCGUUGUGUCCAUAUCUUUGGGUAAAGAAGCCUGGGAUGACAUUGGUCGACGACGGAGAGAUGCCGAAGCAAAUGCAGAAGAAUACACGGUUUUGUCCUUCGGGGAACCUGGUGGCGGGACUGCACGUGGUAAUUCAAGACAACUUGCUGGGUCGAUGCUUGAUUCGAAUGUGUACGAGCUUACUAAAAAGUCACGCGAUCUGAAGGUCGGGGACGUGCUUAAAAUCAAGAAGGACCAAAGGUUGCCUGCAGAUGUUAUUAUUUUGAAAAGCACACUAUCGGAUUCGUCUAUAACAAUUGACAGAUCGGAGAUUGCAGAGUCAUCAGAACAACGUCAAGCCAACCUUCUGGAUUCAAGCUCAGACAUUCCUCCAGCAGAUGAAAACGCCACAUCACAAAAUACUGAUGAAAAUACGGAUUCCAAUGGAAUUAGUGAUACUUUUAUACGUACCGAUCAACUUGAUGGAGAGACCGAUUGGAAAUUACGCCUCCCAUCAACACUGUCCCAAAGUCUUACCCUGAAAGAUUUCAAGAGACUGAGGAUUCAUGCCGGAGCUCCGGAUAAACGCGUCAAUGAUUUUGUUGGAACAGUCGAGUUAGCUCCACCACUAUUCAGCUCGUACGAUCCACCUGUGAAUAAAACAUCACCGGACAACGAGAAUUCACAGGAUUCACAUGAUGCAGAACAAGGGAAAUCUGCACCAUUGAGUAUUGAUAACACAGCUUGGGCGAACACUGUGCUGGCGUCAAACACUACGACAUUUGCCGCUAUCAUAUACACUGGCUCACAAACUCGAUCUGCAAUGUCUACAGCUCCCUCUAGGUCUAAGGUUGGCCUCCUUGAAUACGAAAUCAAUAACUUGACAAAGAUUUUGUGCGCCUUGACUUUAGUAUUGUCGAUAGUUUUGGUAGCUCUUGAACGAUUUCAACCAACAGAUGACAAGGAAUGGUACGUUGCUAUCAUGAUAUAUUUGAUUCUGUUCUCGACCAUUAUCCCUAUGAGUCUCAGAGUCAACCUUGAUAUGGCAAAGACUGUCUAUGCCAGAUAUAUCGAGCGAGAUCGUGAUAUCCCCGAUACCGUAGUGCGGACAAGCACCAUUCCCGAGGAUUUGGGUCGCAUUGAAUACCUUUUGUCAGAUAAAACCGGAACGCUCACACAGAAUGAAAUGGAAUUGAAAAAGACCCAUGUUGGAACUGUGUCAUACGCCAAUGAGGCCAUGGAGGAGGUCACGUCGUAUAUUAGACAGGUCUUCGCAUUAUCUGACAUCUCCCAAACAUCUCUUGUAACGCCAUCAUCAGUUUUUGCCUCCCAGGCUGGCGCUGGCGCUGCUACCAGAACAAGGAGGGAAAUCGGUGCUCGAGUUCGGGAUCUCAUUCUCGCGCUAGCCUUGUGCCACAAUGUGACCCCAACGACUGAAGAAGAAGACGGAUGCAAGGUUACCAACUACCAAGCAUCUUCACCGGAUGAAAUUGCCAUAGUGAAGUAUACCGAGGAAGUAGGACUACGAGUAGCUUAUCGUGAUCGAAAAAGAAUAUUCCUCGAAUCAACGCAUACAAAUCAAGUCGUCGUCCGUGUCAAUAUCCUCGACGUUUUCCCCUUCACAUCUGACAGCAAGCGAAUGGGUAUUAUUGUGAAAUUCGAGCAGCCUUCUCCAGAUGCUACUUCAUCAGAGAGCGAUGCUGAGAUCUGGUUUUACCAGAAAGGAGCAGAUACGGUCAUGUCUUCGAUCGUUGCAGCUAAUGACUGGCUGGAUGAAGAGACAGCUAAUAUGGCGCGUGAAGGAUUACGCACACUUGUUGUUGGUAGACGAAAGCUCUCAUCACAACAGUACCAUAGCUUCUCUACUGCAUACAGGGAAGCUUCGUUGGUUCUGCAGGACCGCGAUUCCGGCAUCGCUAGAGUUGUUGGCGAACAUUUGGAACGCGAUCUGGAGCUUCUGGGUGUGACUGGUGUUGAAGAUCGUCUUCAGCGGGAUGUGAAACCAUCACUAGAGCUUCUUCGCAAUGCGGGUAUCAAAAUUUGGAUGUUGACUGGUGACAAGGUUGAAACGGCACGAUGCGUAGCAAUCUCCGCUAAACUUGUGGCACGCGGACAAUACAUCCACACUGUGUCCAAACUCAAGGACAAAUCAUCUGCUCUUGAAACGCUCGAUUUCCUUCGGCAUAAGAACGACGCUUGCCUCUUGAUAGACGGUGAAUCUCUGUCAUUGAUGCUCAGCCAGUUUCGAUCGGCAUUCAUAUCGAUUGCCGUUCUGUUACCCACUGUAGUCGCAUGUCGUUGUUCACCGACUCAGAAAGCGGAGGUCGCAGAACUCAUUCGUCAGUACACCAAAAAGAGGAUAUGCUGUAUUGGUGAUGGCGGCAAUGAUGUCUCCAUGAUCCAGGCAGCCGACGUUGGUAUUGGUAUCGUUGGCAAGGAAGGCCGUCAAGCCUCUUUGGCAGCAGACUUCAGUAUCACCCAAUUUCACCAUCUCACCAAGCUUUUGGUUUGGCACGGGCGCAAUUCGUACAAACGAUCCGCCAAGUUAGCACAAUUUGUUAUGCAUCGUGGACUCGUGAUUAGUGCCUGCCAGACAAUGUACAGCAUUGCCAGUCAUUUUGACCCCAAAGGCCUAUUCAUCAACUGGUUGAUGGUUGGCUAUGCAACUGUUUACACCAAUGCUCCUGUCUUCUCCCUCGUUCUCGAUAAAGAUGUCGAUGAAGAAUUGGCGAACCUUUAUCCUGAGCUUUACAAAGAGCUCAAAAACGGCCGUAGUUUGAGUUACCGAUCUUUUUUCGGUUGGGUAUUCGUCUCUGUUUAUCAAGGCGCUGUCAUUCAGGGUCUUUCUCAGGUUCUCCUCGACACAACGACGGGGAAGAAAAUGAUCAGCGUAUCCUUCACUGCGCUAGUUCUGAACGAGUUGCUUAUGGUGGCAAUCGCCGUAACGACCUGGCACCCGAUCAUGAUAUUCUGUAUCGUAGGGACGGCUCUGGUGUAUGCAGCCAGCGUUCCAUUUCUUAGCGAGUAUUUUGACUUGGAGUUUAUUAUCACUGUGGGGUGGCUUUGGCGUGUUGCUGCUGUAUGCGCGGUCUCCGUCAUUCCCGUAUGGAUCGGAAAGGUCGUUAAACGAUCAUGGCGACCACCCAGCUAUCGCAAAGUCCGAGGAUAG